This is a messenger RNA of Adineta ricciae, 4455 nucleotides long. The record is from the annotation of a GenBank genome assembly. NCBI's taxonomy places the organism in Eukaryota, Metazoa, Rotifera, Eurotatoria, Adinetida, Adinetidae.
AUGAAUGUCAACGAAGAAGAACAUGUAAUGCUAUCUUAUAGUUGGAAAAGCCAAAAAAUUGUGAAACAAAUUUAUAAUUUAUUAAGAAAAGAAAACAUUCCCGUUUGGUUUGAUAUUCAAGGUGGAAUGAAAGUCGAUAUUUACAAAAGUAUGGCAAAAGGUGUGGAAAAUGCAUUUGUCGUCUAUUGUUUCAUGUCUCCUGAAUAUCAAGAGUCUGACAAUUGUAAACUCGAACUAAAAUAUGCUCAAACACGACGUAAACGAAUCAUUCCAUGUAUUGUUACUGAUACCCAAGGAUGGAAACCAUCGGAUUGGUUAGGAUUGAUCACGGCUGGUCUUCUGUACGUCAAUUUCAAAGAUUAUUCAGAGAAACAAAUCGAAUUGAAAACCAAAGAAUUAAUUGGUCAUAUUCAGGAAAAUUCUUUUUCGAAAGAAUCAUUCUGUGAACCCACAUAUUUGAUCGAAUUGAUUAAAUAUAAAUAUACUCAAAGAGAAAAUACACAUGUUCAAUCAAUCUUUGAUGGAAAUCGAUUCUAUCCGAUCAAAGUAAAUUCUUUUCAUUUCAAAAAUCACCAAAUCGAAGAUUUAGAAGGCAAACACCGAAUAUUGAUCACCGGACCAAAUGGAAUCGGUAAAACAAGUUUAUGUCAAUAUCUUGCUUACCAAUGGUCAAUCAAUUCGUUUGCUUGUCAAUAUAAACAUCUCAUUUUCAUUCGUUUACGUCAUUUAACAAUGUAUCAGUACCCACCGAAUGAAACUUAUUCCAUAUUCAAUUUAAUUAACAAAGAAAUCUUUGGAAAUAAUCUUUCGCAAGAUGAUGAAAAGCUCUUCGAAAGUUCGUUUGAUAUUCGACAGACUUUGUGGAUUCUCGAUGGUUAUGAUGAGAUUCUGCUAAAUAUUCCACCGCAUUUAGGAUCGUUGUUGAAACAACUGAUGAACAUGCUAUUUCAGAUUGUCACAAGUCAAUCGAUGACGAAAAUAUUUUCGAAUCAUUUUCAAAUGGAAAUUAUUGGAUUUAACCAACAAAAUAUCGAAGAAUAUUGUGAGGAGAAGGUUUUGUUUGAGUUUGUGAAGAAAAAUCAAAGGAUAUGGGGAUUUGCGCAUGUGCCAAUGCAUAUGGAAAUGAUUUGGAAUCUUUCGCUCCGAGAAAAUCUUCAAGAUUUAACAAUCACGAAAUUAUAUUCGAAAAUUAUCGAAUUGUUAUGUGAAAAGAAUGAGAAAGUGGAAGAAUUUUUCGCGACUUUAGCUUUUAAUGCAAUGAAAAAUAAUACGAUUAUUCUUCGAUCGAGUUUAAUCAAGCCGAUAUUAGCCGAAAUGAGACUUUCUCAAGAAGAAUAUUUCUCAAUUAAAAAUCUAAGGAUUUGGAAGAAAUCUGCGAAUGAUCAACAAAUCGAUGGAGAUUAUUAUUUCAUUUCCACGGCUUUUCAAGAAUAUUUCACCGCGAAGUAUUUAAUCAAGGAAAAUCAACUCUGGAAGAUUAUUUUAGAAAAACCAUUAGAUUUGGUUGGAAUCACACAUAUUCAAUUAAUCAUUUUUUGUUUGGAACAAUCAAAUCUUCUCGAAAGAGUCGAAUUAUUCCAUCCUAUCAUCAAAUGGAUCGAAUUUAUCCUAUCACCCAGAUAUUUUCACAUAUAUAAACAUUUUCUCGAUUCGUUACAAUUCAAUCAUUCAUUAUCUCAUUUAAAUUCGUUAAAUGAUUUGUUUAUCAAAUUACUUCGAAGCAGAGAUUCGAAUGAAAAACUAAACGUUUGCUAUUUGAUCUCGAAAUUAUCGUUUGAAACACCUUCACAAUUAUUAAUUCAAAUGCUUAUCAAAACAUUCGAUGACAAAGAUUCGGAUGUGAGAGAAUCUGCGUGUAAGGCGAUGGUUAGUAUGGCUGAGAAAUCGUCGAAUGAUAACAUAAUGAAAAAUCUUGUGAUUGCGCUUAGUAACGGUAGUAAUUAUAUUAGGCAAUAUGCGUGUCGAACGAUUGAGAAUAUUUGUGAGGAGAAUGUGAUCACUGAUGAAGUUGGUAGGAAGCUAGUUGACUUACUGAGAGAUGAGGAUGAGUUUGUAAGAAAAAAUGCAUGUCAAGCUUUGGGAAAAUUGAGAGAAAAGAAUGAAGUUGUUGAUUAUUUAAUCAGUGCACUUCGAGAUGAAGAUGAAAAUGUCUGUACGAAUGUUUGUAAAAUACUUCAACAAAUAGGAGAAACGAACGUGUCAAAUGAGUUGAUUAAUAAGUUAUUAGGUUCACUUAAACAUAAAAUCGCAAGUAUUCGACAAUAUUCAUGCGUAAUUCUUGGAGAUUUAGGCGAGAAAGUGAUGAAACGUGAAGUUAUUACUGAACUACUAAGUGCAACCAAUGAUGAGAGUUAUUUUGUUCGAGGAGCUGCGUGUCAAGCCCUGGGUAAGAUCGGUUCACAAGUGUUACUUGAUGAAAUCUUUUCCAAAUUGUUAUUUUCCCUCGAAGAUAACAAAGACUAUGUCCGAAUGCACGCCUGUGAAGCAUUAGGAAGUCUCGGCGCAAAAAUCACCACAAACGAAGUGAUCGGUCGACUAAUUUUUUCCUUCAAUGAUCAAAAUGAAACCGUUCGGGACCACGCUUGUCUCGCGAUGGCAAAUAUCGGUAGAUAUUUCGAAAUCAACCAAAUCACUCGCAAAUUACUCAACGCCAUUCAUCACGAAAACCCUUACGUUCGCCAAUACGCGUGUUUAACUCUCGGGAAAAUGAGCGAAUAUUCUGCAAGGGGUGAAAUUAUCGAGAAACUCAUCAGUGCGCUCAGCGACACAGACGAAUACGUUCGAAUGAGUAUUUGUCAAAGUUUAGGCCAAAUUGGAAAAGAUUUCCGAACGAAUGAAAUAACUGAGAAGUUAAUCGCGACUCUUCAAGACGAAAGCGAAAAUGUUCAACGGUACGCGUGUAUUUCAUUGAGAAAACUCGGCGAAACGAUCGAAACCAACCGAAUUAUUAGAGAUCUGAUCAUGAAAACGAAGAAUGAAGACGAAAGUAUUCGAAUGAAAGCGUAUAUAAGUCUCGAUGAGAUUAGUAAAAGGGAAAUUAGUAACGAAUUUUGGGAUAAACUAGUCAAUACGCUCGAACAUGAAAACGAAUAUAUUUAUCAAUAUGUUUGUUUAGCUCGAGGUAAAACGGAGAAUAAUCAAGUUAUCAGCAGAUUAAGAGACGCGAUGGCAGAGAGAAACGAGAAUAUUCAAAGAUAUGCGUGUAAGGCACUGGCAAAAUUAGGAGAAAGUGCAGCGAAUGAAGAGAUUAUUGGUCAAUUGAGGGUUUUACUGAAUGAUUCGAAUGAAUUCAUUCGAGGAAAUGCGUGUGAAACUCUUCGAAGCUUUAGAGAGAAAGCGAUCCAAACUGAAGUGAUUGGAGAGUUAAUGAAAAGGUUGAUAGAUGAUGAUGAACAUGUCAGAUUCAGUGCAUUUCAAAUUAUUGAAUGUUUUACUCAAAUAGAAGAGACAAAUCUGGUGAUUAAGUAUUUAAUCAGUGGGAUUGAACAUGAAGAUGAGUUUAUUCGACUAUAUUCGUGUUUGUUGUUGAGAAAUAUGAAAGAAAAACAAGUGACUCAUGAGAUUAUUGACAAAAUAGGAAAAUUGUUAGAGGAUCAUGAAGUAAAUAUCCAAAUAAGUGCGUGCGAAACACUUGGAAUCAUAGGGAAACUAGUAGAAACCGAGAGAAUCUGUCAGAAACUAGUUCAUUUCAUAGAAAACAACCGAAAUUCACGUCUUCGAGCGAGUUUAUGCCAAACCAUUGGAAAUCUAGGAGAAAAACUCAGAACCAAUCCUGUUUUCACGGAGUUUUUGCGCGUUGCAUUGACGGAUAACAACGAUUCCGUUCGUUUAAAUGCUUAUCAAGCCUUGGCGAGUCUUUCGGCAAUCACAGACGAAAUUCUUCUUAUUGCUUUGGAAGAUGAGAGUAAAGCGAUCAGAAAGUACGCAUGUGAAUAUCUUUCGCAAUCACGAGCAAAAAAUUUCGUUAUCAAAAGAUUAUUUCAAUGUUUGAAAGAUGAAGAUCAAUUCGAUUUAGUCACAAUUCGUUCUCUAAUCGAGAAAUUCUCCUCAGAAACAAGUCAAUUCGAUACCGAACUAGUUGAAUACUUGUAUCAAUAUGUUGAUCGAUUUGGUUUUUGCGAUUUGAAUAUUGUAGAGUUGUUUGAGAAAUUUGUGAGUACAAAUGAGUAUGCUUGGUUGUCAGUUGCGGUUUUAGCCACGAUUUUUAAAGGAUAUGCGGUUUGCUUGGAAGAACAUCAGUUAAUUAUGUACGAUGAGAAAGAAUUGGUCAAAGUCGAUUGUUUCAAUGAAGAUUUCAGUAGGAAAAUAAUCGAAACUUUCCGAAGAGAAAGAGAACGAUUGGAAUUUCCAUCGAUAGAAAUACCGACGCAUUUUCUUCAAGCGGAACAUCAGAAAAUUUUGUCUACCGAGCAAAUUAAUCAGGAAGGAUGUUCAGUUUUGUGUAAUUUAUUGUAA